CCCACAAGAGCCCAUCUGAUUUGCCAUAAACGAGCGAGACGAGUAGGGUUUCUGUCUUGGCUACGCCUUCUCUCGUCUCUCGCCGCCUAGCGCGUGCCGCCGUCGGCCCCAUCGCCUUCGAGCAUCAGCCAUGGCAGAACAGACUGAGAAGGCUUUCCUGAAGCAGCCUAAGGUGUUCCUCUGCUCAAAGAAGACCACAAAGGGGAAUAAUAAGCCUGGCAAGGAGGGCAGCAGGUUCUGGAAGAGUGUUGGCCUUGGUUUCAAGACUCCCAAGGAAGCCAUUGAGGGAACCUACAUUGAUAAGAAGUGCCCAUUCACUGGCACUGUGUCAGUUAGAGGUCGCAUCAUUGCUGGAACAUGUCAUAGUGCUAAAAUGAACAGGACCAUCAUUGUUCGUAGGAACUACCUUCACUAUGUCAAAAAAUACCAGAGGUAUGAGAAGAGGCACUCCAACAUCCCUGCCCACAUUUCCCCUUGCUUCCGUGUGAGAGAAGGAGAUCACGUGAUCAUUGGCCAGUGCAGGCCGCUGUCCAAGACGGUGCGGUUCAAUGUGUUGAAGGUGGUCCCAGCAGGGUCAAAGAGUGGUGCGGUGAAGAAGGCGUUCACCGGGUUUUAUCUCAAGAGUUCUCCAAACUUCAAGCUAAGAGUGAGUGGUUUAGUGAAGUUAUGUUCAGAGUGCUUCGUGAAGAUUAUUGAUGCGGUUACCUGGUUACCCGUUAAUAUACAUCACUCGUUUUUUGCUUCUUGCAUGUGACUCUUAUCUGAAUCGAGUCUGUAAUGUCUAGGACCAACAAAGCUGCAGCACGCAAGUGCUGAUUUAUCCUA
This is a messenger RNA of Triticum dicoccoides, 825 nucleotides long. Its product is annotated as 40S ribosomal protein S11-like. Gene Ontology annotation, cellular component: cytosolic small ribosomal subunit; ribosome. The transcript has 7 exons. Gene Ontology annotation, molecular function: structural constituent of ribosome. The record is from RefSeq and is a predicted model, not a curated record. Bases 131 to 754 code for a protein of 207 amino acids. Gene Ontology annotation, biological process: translation. Lineage: Eukaryota; Viridiplantae; Streptophyta; Magnoliopsida; Poales; Poaceae.